Molecule: messenger RNA, 5800 nt
Organism: Monopterus albus (swamp eel)
Lineage: Eukaryota; Metazoa; Chordata; Actinopteri; Synbranchiformes; Synbranchidae
Gene: klc1a
Product: kinesin light chain 1a
Exons: 14
Coding region: 548-2215 (555 amino acids)
Biological process (GO): microtubule-based movement
Cellular component (GO): kinesin complex; cytoplasm
Molecular function (GO): kinesin binding
Source: RefSeq, a predicted model, not a curated record
GCGCCACAGCUUCCUCUUUAAUCCGGGCAGGGGUGACAUCAUUACCCAGGAAGAGUGGGGGGUGCAUUGGGAAACGCCAUUUUCGCGUUCCGCGCAGUCAGUGUGUCAUCUAGCCAGUGUGGACCAGCGAGCUGCCACCUUCAGGGGCGACUAGUCAACUUUUAAUUUAUCUCCAUGAAACCGCUAUCGAGUUAGUUUGACGGGGAGCGUUCCUACCGCCAUGGACGUACAGGAGAACAGCCUCUUCUAGAAUGGCUCAGUCUAAAGCCAGUGUUUGACAGAUAGGCGGCUAGCUGUGUAGCUAGCUAGCUGGUCAUCAUUAACGGCGGCUGAUGCAGUGACUCUCAGUCGGCGAACGUAUCACAGCAGCAGGCGGAUGCAGUUUGGAAAUUCUCAUUUAUAGCUUAUAUUUUCACGAUUAUCACCAACCGCUGUCGGUCAAGGGAACAACGCCUCCAUCUGGAAAAUACGUGAUUUAAAAGGCAAAGAGGCAAGGAAACGAUUGUUACCGUCAAGCUACACUGGCAACAGAUGUCCUAGAGAACGGAUGCGUGAGGACAUGUCCACUAUGGUGUGUGUGAAGGAGGAGGAGGACCCCGGGGAGAAGCUGUCCCAGGAUGAGAUCAUCUCCCGGACCAAGCAGGUGAUCCAGGGGCUGGAGGCCUUGAAGCAGGAGCACCACUCCAUCCUGGAGGGCCUGCUGGGCACCCUGCGCUGCCUGAAGCAGGACGAGGAGGGCGUCCUAGUAGAGGAGAAGUCCCACAUGAUCCGCAAGUCCCUGGAGAUGCUGGAGCUUGGCCUGAGUGAGGCACAGGUGAUGAUGGCACUGUCAAGCCACCUGAGCUCGGUGGAGUCAGAGAAGCAGAAGCUGCGGGCUCAGGUGCGUCGGCUCUGCCAGGAGAACCAGUGGCUAAGGGAUGAGCUGGCCGGGACGCAGCAGAAACUGCAGAAGAGCGAGCAGAGCGUGGCCCAGCUGGAGGAGGAGAAGAAGCACUUGGAGUUCAUGAACCAGCUGAAGAAGUACGACGACGACUUGUCUCCAUCUGAGGAGAAGGACUCUGACUCAAGUAAAGAGACUCUGGACGACCUCUUCCCUGAUGACCAGGACGACCAAGCCCCAGGCAUCCAGCCAGCUCAUGCCAGUGCUGCAGCAGCGGCUGCCCAGCAGGGAGGCUACGAGAUCCCGGCCCGUCUGAGGACCCUCCACAACCUGGUGAUCCAGUAUGCCUCACAGGGCAGGUAUGAGGUGGCUGUGCCCCUCUGCAAACAGGCCCUGGAAGACCUGGAGAAGACCUCUGGACACGACCACCCGGAUGUGGCCACUAUGCUUAACAUCCUAGCCCUUGUUUACAGGGAUCAGAACAAAUACAAAGAAGCAGCCAAUCUACUGAAUGAUGCUCUGGCCAUCAGGGAGAAGACGCUCGGCAGGGACCAUCCAGCCGUUGCUGCCACCCUCAACAACCUGGCUGUUCUGUAUGGGAAGAGAGGAAAGUACAAGGAAGCUGAGCCUCUGUGCAAGAGAGCACUGGAGAUCAGAGAAAAGGUGCUGGGGAAGGACCACCCAGAUGUGGCCAAGCAGCUGAACAACUUGGCCUUGCUGUGUCAGAACCAGGGCAAGUACGAAGAGGUGGAGUACUACUACAUGAGAGCACUGGAGAUCUACCAGACCAAACUGGGCCCUGACGAUCCCAACGUGGCCAAGACCAAGAACAACCUGGCAUCCUGCUACCUGAAGCAGGGCAAGUUCAAGCAGGCUGAGUGUCUGUAUAAAGAAAUCCUCACUCGCGCUCAUGAGAAGGAGUUCGGCUCUGUUGACGAUGAGAACAAACCGAUCUGGAUGCACGCUGAGGAGAGAGAAGAGCAAAGCAAGGGGAGGCAGAAGGACGGCUCACCGUUUGGUGAAUAUGGAGGCUGGUACAAAGCCUGUAAAGUCGACAGCCCGACAGUGACCACCACCCUGAAGAACCUGGGCGCCCUCUACAGGCGGCAGGGCAAGUUCGAGGCGGCUGAGACACUGGAGGAAGCUGCCAUGCGUUCCAGGAAGCAGGGUCUGGAUAAUGUGCACAAGCAGCGCGUGGCCGAGGUCCUGAGCGAGCCAGAGGUCCGUGAGAAGCAGCGGAGCCGCGAAAGUUUGAACUCUGACACGGUGAAAUACGAGAGCGGGCCGGACGGUGGCGAGGAAGUGAGUAUGAGCGUGGAGUGGAACGGGGCAUAACUCCAGAUGCCUUGUACUGGUUUAAAAACGUAGCUUCUGCAUGACGGACGCCUCGCCUCGCCUCGCCUCAGCCCUUCAGCUUUGCAGUUUUCUUCAGCUCUCGACUCUCCCCCCUCUUUUCUCCUCCACCACCUCUGGGCUCUAGAAGGACUCUCCACGUCGGGUGGAACCAGAGCGAUAAUGUUACACCCUCCUCUCUGUGGGGGAGACGGCCCAUGUGUCUGAAUCCAAACUCUUGCUUCCUCCACCCAACUGUGUAUAUCUGCAGUGGGUGGGGGAGGACUGGGGUGAUGCUUCUUUAAUCUUGUGCUCCUUCCCUUGUUCUUCCUCCUGUCCUUUAACACUAGCCUCUGUUUCUCUGCUGUCACUCACACUGGCUGUAGACUCAUUCCGUAGGUUUCUGACACUAGCAGGCAAACAAAAGGAGAGCCCUGAACUUUAACAUGAAAAGUUUCACCUGUUUUCAUCACAGCGUGGGUCGGGAUAAUUAUUCUGUUUAAGAGUGAAAAUAUAUGCUGAUUUCUAAAUGGUUUCAUAGCCAGUAGUGUUUAAGUUGCUUCAUGUUAGUCCACAGAAACUCCAAAAAAUGUAGUUAAUCCUUUUCAACACGUGAAUUUAUUAUUGCAAAAUGUUUCGCUGACUAAGGAUGAUCAGUAUCAUCUUAACAUGUGGCCUGUUAAAGUGUGAGCAGUUGUAGUGUGUCUGAAAAGACAUGUUUAGUUUGGACUUGUAGGGGACCAGAGCCAAAUCUAUGAAACUGUAAAGAGAAUAAAAAAACACUGAAUGGCCUCAAAAGGAAAAUCUAAAAUUCACAGCAUGUUGUAAACAGUAUUUACGUGCACGUCCAUGUGUUCAGGUGCGUCUCCAGGUAUGAUAUGAUCAGAGUUAGAGCUCCUUCCCUCCCCAUCGUUUCAUCUGUCCUUGAUGGUUUAUGCAUUUUAAAUCAACAUUAACACCUUAAAUAAUUAGUGGUAACUGAAACCAUCUUCAGCUCAUAGAGACUUAACGUGCUGUAAAUAACGUGGGCGUCUCGUCAGCAUGAUCGGGAGCGCCGUCGACUGUAGCUCUGUAGGUUUCUUCCAUUAGAGUUUAGUCAGUAGUGGCUCAUCUGUGCUGUGUCAUCUGUUCACAGUGAUAUCAGACUAAACUUCAGUGUUGUGUUGUCACAUAAAAGGUAAUGGGUUUCAUGCACAAUGGAGUUUCAGGUGGAUGUUUAAUGAAGCUGCUUCAGUAGAAAGUUUCCCACUAAAUGUCAAAACGUGUAGAGAAAGAAGUGAAGCCUAGACAUGGUGCAUCCAGCCUGUUGACCUCCUGUAUAGCUCUGUAUAUAGAUGUAAGGGCAGCGUCUCAUUUGUUGGAUUUUGGGAACUGAACUGGCCUCCUUGUCUCUCUGUUGGCUCCUGCUCCUAACUGUCUGCAUAUCCUGUUUAUGCAUCUUACACUUUCUUAACUUCUAAUAAAACCUCAACUCUUGGCUCACCUGAACCUGCGCCUGUGGCCUGUUUGUGUGCUCCCUCUUUUCUGUGUGUGCCUUCUUAACCGAUGCGUCUCUUGGUGCUCAGACUGACCGGCUGCCCUGCACAUUGAAUGGGGUGGAGUCAAAGCAGCUGUUGAAAAUUCAUGAAACUAACUCCAUGUACUACCACGUCCUCGUUAACAGCAAGAACUGACUUUCCUUCAGUCUUCGUUGAAUAAAUGUUUAUAAGGUGUGGACGAGACGUUUCAGGAGAUAAAAUGCAUAUUUGUCCCUGAAGGAUAAAACAUUAUCCUCCAGAGCAGUUUGAAAACAGAAGUUGGUACCAAAUCAUUAGGUCUCUUCAUCACUUCCUCAUCUUAAUUGAUCUUUGAAGUGAAAUUAGUUAAUAAAAAUGGAACAAACAACAAUUUGGUUUUAGAUUUCAGACCGACUACAGUUUCAGUUUCUUUCAUAGAGGUUAUGAAACAAACUCUACUGUGAAGACGGUUCACUUUGCUCUGAUUCACCACAGAGUGGAGCUUUUUGUUGUACAAAUAGUUUUAAAGGCAGAAGAAUCAGUUUUUGUUUUUAAUCAACUGAUCAUUUCUGCCGCUAUUAGUUUGUCCCACAUGUAUCAACACAUAUCAGUGUAAAUCUCUGCUGGUGAGUAACAAGAAUAAUAAAAAAGUAGUUGUUGGAGCACAUUUACAAAGUGUUGUCAUCAGGUGAAACACGUGUUUCUCAGUCCAGAUGUCACUCAGUGUUUGACAGAUGGAAGGAUCCUCGUGUUUGUUCAAGCUUUAAGUUCCCUGUUUAGCAUUUAUAAGCAGCAUAUAAACAGUUAAUAAAUGAUUUGUAGCACAUUAUUGUGUAACAUAAGGAAUAAAUCAACUCAAUAUUAACAAUUGAAAGUGGUAUGAAGACGAUGUAAGUGUCUUACUGUCUUCUUCUGUAUCUGUUCAUACAGGAGCAUUAGCUUGUGAGAGAGAAACUAGUUGACAAUUUCCUUAAUACGUACACCAUCUUAAAACUUCAUUAGUGUGUAUUAAACAUUUAAAAUGUCUAUAUCCUGCUCAUAAAUGCUAGGUAGGAGAAAUUAGUGUUUCUCUGUGAUUACUGCCAUCUGUAUUUGCAAGUUGAAUACGUCAGCCUUGACCUCAAAUGAACUGUAGUUUAAUUGUACUUAAAAAUAAGUAGUGCCGAGGGAUUUUAGGAUAGUUAACCAGGUUAAUACUAGUUUCAUAUGUUGUAGCUGUCGGUCGCUAAUGUGAUUUGUUUAAACUCUAAAGGUUAGCUUGGACAGAGACUGAUUUUGCAGGACAGGAAUGCUGAGGAGACGACGUCUGAUUGGGUUCCCACUGUGCUCAGCUUCUUCCUUAGUCCGACUUUACUCAGCCACAGAAACUAGCUGUUCGACUCUGGCCUCUGAUUUACAAUAUCGUUGUUGUGGAGUGUUAGGAAAAAAGUCACUGGCAGCACAGUUUCUAGUCCAGACCAUGAACAGUCUGCCUGCUCAAACAGAAAGUCAGUCAUUUAGUUCAGGGUCCUUAUACAAGGACACAAAAAAUAAAUAGCCACACAGCCUUGGUCUGUCUGAAGUGUUGUGGCGAACAUGAGGCUGGGCUGAUUUCCCCCCCCUGGUUCCUGGUUAUGUUGAAAUAAUCAAGGUCAACACUUGGUUAGAAGCGGCCGGUCCGUUUAGGUGCCUGGAACUGGACACACUCAGUAAAGUCUCAGAGCUGUUUAUGUUCCUUAGUAGAGCUGUGCUGAAGUUGGAGGUGGUGAAACUGUGCUGGUCACGUGAGUCUCUGAUCUCAUGUACUGACAGAGGAAGGUGGAAUCUGUCUCACACUAACAGGUGCAGCUCCUGUGAGUGUGCAGGGCCUUUUCCAGCUGCUCAGAACAACACACAGGUUCCUGAGUCUGGAGCUUUGCCACACCUGAGUGUGCAUCUGCAUUUGCAUUACGUAUGCACACGACAGUUUGCAUGAGAAAUUGUCCAGCUCUUUAUUCACCCCACAUACUGUACGUUUCUUUGUGUGUGUGUGUAUUGGCUUUUGACCAGUGGUACAUGGGGGGGGUACAUUUAGAGGACUGUGUGCGGAUGAGUGUAACCCUGUGACGUUUCC